AUGACUUUGCGAGGAGCUGCCCAAGAUUGGUUUCACACCCUACUGUCCGGGUCGAUCAGCAACUUCAAGGAGCUAGCUUACAUCUUCACCAAAAAAUACACAUCUUACUGGACGAUCAAGAAGAAUAAUCUGCAUAAGAAGUCCGAUGAAUCCCUUCGAGAUUACAUCAAGAGGUUCAAAGCAGAAAAGGCAAACAUUGUAGGAUGUAAUGACCAAAUUGCAUCAUCAGCCUUCAAGAAGGGCUUGUCAGCUGAGCACAACUUAUUCCGCGAGCUAACUAUCGUUAUCAGCUGGGAGACUCAAAUGCAAAUCGGGUCUAAAUUCAAGGACUAA
Messenger RNA from Prunus armeniaca (apricot), 333 nucleotides. Lineage: Eukaryota; Viridiplantae; Streptophyta; Magnoliopsida; Rosales; Rosaceae. The record is from the annotation of a GenBank genome assembly.